AUGAUCUGUGGCGAUUCAAACUUGGAAAUCCAAAUCGACUGCAAAGCACCUGGUCUGACAUUACUGAGACAGAAGGCGUUGGACAAACUGCGUAAUCUGCCAGAUCAUGAGUUGGUUCAUGUGAAACGAGAUUGGAAUGGAAGUGCAGAUAGUCUGGCUAGUGCUGCACUGCAUCGACAAUGUGGAGUCGAGAUCGAAACCGAUAGGGAGAUCCAGGAUCUGAUCACGUUGAACCGACUGGACGAGAUACUGAUAGGUCCGACCGUACAGAUCGCGACUGUCACAACUAGAUCAAAGGCCAACUGCGGCGGGAGAGCGGGAUCUAACCCACCUGUGCUCAGUGAAGCAGUGAUCAGAGACCUCAGAAUCGAGCGGAUCCGACAGGCUCAUGACUAG
Phytophthora megakarya is the source of this 396-nucleotide messenger RNA. The record is from the annotation of a GenBank genome assembly. Lineage: Eukaryota; Oomycota; Peronosporomycetes; Peronosporales; Peronosporaceae.